GGGUGAGGGUGUUGCUAUGCAGUUGCUAACACGUUUUUAGCAUGCUGCUGUGUGGAUCCUAGUUAGCUAUGUGGCAGGCACAACUACUAUAUAAAGCUUGGCCAAUAUGAAUAUGUCAACUCAUAGUAAAUAUAUAUGUAGUUUGCAAUUUCUGGUGUUUGCUGUCCACCAUUUUGAGUUAAUCAAUGUACAUUGAACACACAAAGUCCGCUUAACUCAUACACAUUGGUAUGCUGUGCUGUAAUGAAUUGCUUAACUUCUCUGAUAAGAGCUUCUCCUGCCCAUGGGCUCGGCCACAGCCUAUAAAGUCUUGAGAGAGAUAACUAGCACUUCUCAAAUUCUUCACUCAGACGCCCAAACGCCUUCUAGUGCUGGACCUGAGCAGUGAGCAGCCAUGCCUUCCGAACUAGAGACUGCCAUGGAGUCCCUCAUCAUGGUAUUCCACCGGUACGCUGGAAAAGAGGGCAGGAGCGGCACCCUGACCCGCCGUGAACUCCGAACCCUGAUGGAGAACGAGCUCUCUGGGUUUCUCAAGUCUCAGAAGGAUCCAACCACCAUAGACAGAAUUAUGAAGGACUUGGAUGCCAAUGGGGAUGGAGAAGUGAACUUUGAGGAGUUUGUGUCUUUGGUUGUGGGUUUGUCCAUCGCCUGUGAGGCUUGCUACAGGAUGCAGUUAAAGAACACACAAAGCUGGAACCUAUGAGUUUGUGUUGAUGCGCGUCGAAUGAAAACCAUAAAAACUACUUUUGCUGCAAGGUUAAAGUACAGUGGGUGUGUGUGACAGGACUUUGGCCUACAAACAGUAUUCUUUGAGCUUUAAACAUGUCUGUGCUAAAAGCAAAUGUUUUUAUUUAAAAUAAAGCUUUAAAAUAUUCAAAA
Messenger RNA from Ctenopharyngodon idella (grass carp), 879 nucleotides. It is a transcript of the gene s100a10a, whose product is annotated as S100 calcium binding protein A10a. Gene Ontology annotation, molecular function: calcium ion binding. NCBI's taxonomy places the organism in Eukaryota, Metazoa, Chordata, Actinopteri, Cypriniformes, Xenocyprididae. The transcript has 3 exons. Gene Ontology annotation, cellular component: cytoplasm. The coding region runs from base 395 to 703 and encodes 102 amino acids. The record is from RefSeq and is a predicted model, not a curated record.